AUAAAAUAAGGUUGGUGGAAGUCAUUAUGCGAGUUCUGACAAAAAAUUAAGAGAUUCCUCCGGUUAUAAAAAGACGGGAGUGGAGAAAAGGUGGCGGUCGGAGUGGUGGAGGUGGUGUUGGGGGGCGGUGAUGCCGAUUCUAAAUCUAAUAAAGAGGCUUUCGGAACAUUCUAUGAGAAGACAUGGUGUUGCCAUGGUGGCUGUCAAAGAUUAGCGACAACUCAUCUUUUCCAUGGCCGCUUUUUAAACCCCUCUCUCUUUUUCUUCCCUUCCUCGGGGCUAAUCAGCUUUUCCUCUUGUUUUUGUUUUUUUAAUCAGCUAAAGAUAAGAGUAUUAGCAUUGUGGUGGUGGCCCUCUCAGGUCGGUUUUUUCUAGGCUUUGUCUCCCACAGCUAUAGUGUGUGUACAUAUAUUAUAUAUUUCCAGUGCUUUGCACUUUGUUUCCACUGUUUUGGAAUCAUCCCUCUUUUGUAUUGAUUCUUCUCUCCACCUUUGCUGCUUAUCUUGGACCAUUCCAUUGCAGUAUUGCACUACCCUUUCACUGUCUACCUCUCUUGUCCUAAGGGUCAUUUCCCUUGGUUUUGAGAGGCCUAUCUGUUAUUUAGUUCUGCUUUCUAGAGUUGAAGUUUUCUUGAGAUUACUGUGAAGGUGAAAGGAGCUAUCAAGAUGAAGUUCAUGAAGCUUGGGUCAAAGCCUGAUCUGUUUCAGAGUGAGGGUGACAAUAUCAGGUAUGUAGCUUCUGAAUUGGCAACUGACAUGGUCAUUGAUGUUGGAAACGUGAGAUUUUAUCUACACAAGUUUCCCCUUCUGUCCAAGAGCGCUUGCUUGCAACGGCUGGUCGCCUCUUCAAAUGGAGAGAACCCCGACGAGAUUAAAAUCCCGGAUAUACCCGGUGGACCCGCUGCAUUUGAAAUCUGUGCAAAGUAUUGUUACGGCAUGACAGUCACUCUUAACCCGUACAACGUGGUUGCCACCCGCUGUGCAGCAGAAUACCUGGAGAUGAACGAAACAACCGAAAAAGGCAAUCUUAUCUACAAAAUUGAAGUCUUUCUCACAUCAAGCAUCUUUAGGACCUGGAAAGAUUCUAUCAUUGCCCUUCAGACAACAAGAUCUUUUCUUCCCUGGUCAGAGGAUUUGAAAAUUGUUAACCGCUGCCUAGACUCCAUUGCUUUUAAAGCAUCAAUCAACCCUGCAGAGGUUGACUGGUCAUAUACCUACAACCGUAGGAAGCUUCCAUUCGAAGACGGAAGCUUCCAUACCCCUGUCCCAGAUGACUGGUGGGUGGAGGAUCUUUGUGAGCUUCAUAUAGACUUAUACAAACGAGUCAUAAAGGGUAUAAAAGGUAAAGCAUCUGGUAAGGUGAUCGGAGAAGCGCUGAAAGCAUAUGCUUAUAGGAGGCUGCCGGGGUUCAAUAAGGGCACAAUAAAAGGCAACGAUCCUGUGAAGUGCCGGCACGUGGUUGACACCAUUGCGUGUUUAUUGCCUGCUGAGAAAAACAGUGUUCACUGCAGUUUCUUACUGAAACUUCUCCAAGCGUCGAUCGCUUUGGAAUGUGGAGGAACACAGAAAAGGGAGUUGAUCAAAAGGAUAGGAUUGCGGCUGGAAGAGGCUACAGUGGCUGAUCUUCUCAUUCAAGAAUCCAUUGACAUAGUUCAAGAAGUAGUGGAGCAGUUUGUGAUGGGGGAAGGAAGUGAUCGGGUUGAAUGUAGACAAGACACUGUGUUUGAGCCGAAUGCUUCGAAGGCUAAGGUGGCUACGCUGGUUGAUGGAUACCUCAUGGAAGUGGCAAGAGAUCCUAGUCUGCCUUUGCCAAAAUUUGUUGGUCUCGCUGAAAUGGUCUCAGGAUUCCCCAGGACAUCACAUGAUGGAAUUUACCGUGCGAUUGACAUGUAUCUCAAGGUAAAUUAUUUCCUUCUUCUUUUCGCAAUCAAAGGAUAUUAAUGUGUCACUUUUGUUGCCUAAAUAUGCUCAAGAAACUAAACAUAAGUCAUGUGCAUAUAUAGUGAUUUUUAUGAAAAUAUGACUUGUUCGAUCCUAAAAAAGAAUAGCACCUACUACAGUGGCAUCAUAUUUUCGUAAAAACCCAUGGAUAGUUUUAUCUGAAGAAAUUUGUUAGGGUUAGUCCUAUAGUUCAUUUCCCCCUUGCAGGAGCAUCCUGGGAUCACUAAAAGCGAGAGAAAAAGAAUAUGUCGGCUAAUGGAUUGCAAGAAGCUAUCAGCUGAGGGGUGCAUGCAUGCUGUCCAAAACGAGAGGCUUCCAUUACGGGCUGUUGUACAGCUUCUGUUCUUCGAGCAACUACGAUCCGCGACCACAUCAUCUGAUGAGGUCAGCAGCAGCAGCACUACUACAUCCAACCUACCGGGAGGAGGGUCGCACGGGAGCUCUAGGACAGUCACGGAGGGGGACGAAGAUUGGGAUUCUGUUCGACCUGUCCCUACAGCAGAGGAGGAAAAGAAGCUCAAAGCCUUAAAAGUGGAGCUUGCUAACCUGAAGUUAAAGGAAAGUGCUAUAACGAAAACAAGAGCUGUUGCUUCGGAGGAGGUGAAGAGUUUAAUAAUGUCAAAGAAGAAGAAGAUAUUCUCAAAGAAGAUGUGGAGAAGUAACAAAGAUGGACAAAGUGAAAACAGCAGCUCCGAUACCUCGGACAGCCCUGCCGCAUCAAGAAGCAGGCGACAUUCAUUGUCUUCCUAGUUUUUGCAUUGUCAUAUUGUUUAUGUUAUUUUAAUUGUGUGUUUGUGCUUAAUUAAGUAUGUAGAGCAUCUAAUUAAGGAAAAAACAGCGUCCGCGUCUCGGUUUUGCAUUCCAUUUUAUUAUCACCUCUAUUGCGAAAAAUAUGUGGUAAUAUCUUUCUACCGUUACAUUAGCAGUGCCGUUUAAGAAUUUGCAUUUCCCUGUUAUCAUCAAUAUAGAUAGUAUUUGUUAAGGCCAGCAAUUGGCAAUCUCAAGUUGAAAGUGGUAAAAUAAAUUUAUAAACCGGACCAUGAUAUGAUCAUAUGAACACUCC
Messenger RNA from Cuscuta europaea, 3003 nucleotides. Lineage: Eukaryota; Viridiplantae; Streptophyta; Magnoliopsida; Solanales; Convolvulaceae. The record is from the annotation of a GenBank genome assembly.